UAACAUGCGAGAUAAAUGACAAUGAGAUACUUUGAAAGAAAAUGCUUAACUAGUGUUGGUGAUAUUACUACCACACAAAAAAAAACCUUGUUGAAUUUUUCAUAUUUUUCAGUUUUCACUAACCCUUCACUAUCCCCAGUUUCCAUUCUUCAAGUUCUGCAUCUUCUAAUGGCGCUCUCUGCAACAUUUAUGCUUCCUUCUUCUCCAAGCUCGAACCUUUGCACCAAAAUUCGUAGACCCUUUCUCUCUCACUCCGUCAAUCUCAUUACCCCACUGAAGAUCCGGGCUUCAACUACUCUGGAUUACUCCAACGUCUCUGUCAACGACAAACCCUCCCCAUUGAAGACUGGUAAUUGGCAAUGGAAAUUCAAGGAUAAUUCUGUGAACAUUUAUUAUGAGGAGCAUGUAAAGGAGAGUACGGAGCCUUACCAAAAUAUCUUGAUGAUGCCAACCAUUUCUGAUGUUAGCACUGUUGAGGAGUGGAGAUCAGUUGCUGGAGACAUUGCUCAACGUAAUGGCAGUCGCAAUUGGCGGGCAACUAUUGUUGAUUGGCCUGGUUUGGGUUAUUCUGAUCGGCCGAAGAUUGAUUAUAAUGCUGAUGUCUUGGAAAAGUUUCUAGUAGAUUUCAUCAAUUCCCCCAAUGGUCCAAUAAAACAAUCAGAAAGCGAUUUGGUAAUUUUUGGAGGUGGGCACGCUGCAUCGAUAGUACUCCAUGCUGCAAAAAAGGGUCUGGUGAAGCCCAAAGCUAUAGCUGCUGUUGCACCAACUUGGGCUGGUCCCCUUCCUAUUGUAUUUGGUCGAGAUUCCUCCAUGGAAACACGGUACGGUCUUCUAAGAGGGACCUUAAAGGCCCCUGCAGUUGGCUGGAUGAUGUAUAACAUGCUUGUGAGCAAUGAGAACGCGAUCCAAUCGCAGUACAAAUCCCAUGUAUAUGCCAACCCUGAUAACGUUAGUCCAGAAUUUGUGGAAAGCAGAUAUGCAUUGACAAAACGAAAAGGAGCGCGAUACUUGCCUGCUGCAUUCCUGACCGGGCUACUAGACCCCGUGAAAUCUCGCGAGGAGUUCCUUGAACUAUUUGUGGAUUUCGAGGGGAAGAUACCGGUGCUUGUUGUAUCAACCAAAGGAUCUCCUAAGAGGUCUAAGGCUGAGAUGGAAGCUCUCAAGGGAGCUAAAGGAGUGAGCAAGUUUGUGGAAGUGCCAGGCGCUCUUCUUCCACAAGAGGAGUAUCCUUCUGUGGUGGCAGAAGAGCUUUAUCAAUUCUUGCAAGAAUAUUUUGGCUCUGCAGCUUAAAUUGACACUUCCUUUUAUGAAGCGGGGAAUAUCAAUGUUACUGGUGUUCUGCAGCUAUGUUGGUUCUGUCUUCAGAGGCGCAAGUAGUUGAUGGAAAGGAAGAAGUGUGUCCAAGGACAGUAUACAUCUUUAUGUAAUGUGCUUUAUUUGAUUACUAUAGAAACCUCUUUUACAAUGAGAAUGAGUUAUACAAACAUCAAAUGAUUUCCGAAACAUAUUUGAAAA
This is a messenger RNA of Lotus japonicus, 1515 nucleotides long. RefSeq lists its product as uncharacterized. Gene Ontology annotation, cellular component: chloroplast. The record is from RefSeq and is a predicted model, not a curated record. Lineage: Eukaryota; Viridiplantae; Streptophyta; Magnoliopsida; Fabales; Fabaceae. The transcript has 4 exons. The coding region runs from base 16 to 1290 and encodes 424 amino acids.